AUGACUUUAUACAUCGCUGGAUUUAUCGUAGCUCUGAUUUUAGCGCUAUUGGUCAUUGCAUGGAUAGCAUAUUGCAUGUUUGUAAAAGAGAAACACAAACCGGAGUUUUACCACCGCAAUAUAUCAGAUCUGCAACGCAGGAACGAGAUUCUUGGGGAGGUUGAGGAAACUACACCGCAGAAAAAAGAAAUCGGCGUUGGCAUCUUAGUUUUGCCUUCACGACAUAAGAACAAAGAUGAAAAAUUUGAAAAGAGACCUGAUUACCCAGAAAGUCCUAUACCAAUCUCAAUGCCCAGCACUGAUAAGUUGAUCGAGAUAUUAGAUGAUGGAGAUACUGAUGCCCACUACCGAGAUGGGAUCUACGAAGUCGAUUCUCCUUGUACAAGACACAGUGAAGUGUAA
Molecule: messenger RNA, 402 nt
Organism: Arctia plantaginis
Lineage: Eukaryota; Metazoa; Arthropoda; Insecta; Lepidoptera; Erebidae
Source: the annotation of a GenBank genome assembly